CCGCCCAUAAAUUUCUUAGUUGUCAUCAAAUCUCUUGUCUGACUGCCAGAUAGAACUUGAUUAUCUUUGUUAAGUUCCAUAAUUUAAUGGCGGUGGAAUUUCAUUAUCAAUUGGGAAACGAUCGUUGAUAGAAUGUGCCUGAGAAUCUCUUCUAGAUUCCCGCCGCUUCUCUCUCACACUAGGGAUCAACAGUGUAUUGAAAGAAGAAAAAAAUUAAUGUGCACGAGGCUAAACAGCACAGCCAUUCAAUGGAGAAGAUCUGGAGAGUGGUUAUUGUGAUGUUGCUUUGGUUAACUUGUUCAGCAUUUGGGACUUCAUAUCCCCAUAAUAAUCAGCCUCUUUCCAAAAUUGAAAUUCAUAAGACUUCCUUUGCCCUACAUAAUUCUGCUAGCAUUGAGGUCACUCCCACUCUUCUUGGCAUCAAGGGUGAAACAGUUGAAUGGGUGACAGUAAAAUUCCACCACACUUCUCCAUCAGAAUAUGAUUGGGUUGGAGUUUUCUCUCCAGCAAAAUUCAAUGGGUCUGUCUGCUUAGAUAAUGCUCCAGAGUUAGAUGGAAUCCCAUUUCUAUGUACUGCACCUAUAAAGUUCCAAUAUGCAAAUUUUUCAACGCAUGACUAUGUUCGCACAGGAAAUGGAUCUUUAAAUAUUCAGUUGAUCAAUCAGCGAGCCGACUUUGCUUUCGCAUUGUUUUCUGGGGGAUUUUCUAAUCCAGUGUUGUUGGCAAUCUCAAACACUAUCAGCUUUUUGCAUCCAAAAUCUCCAGUUUAUCCACGCAUUGCUCAAGGAAAGGCCUGGAAUGAAGUAAGAUUUCUAUCUGUUACAAUGUAG
Molecule: messenger RNA, 830 nt
Organism: Cryptomeria japonica (Japanese cedar)
Lineage: Eukaryota; Viridiplantae; Streptophyta; Pinopsida; Cupressales; Cupressaceae
Product: probable inactive purple acid phosphatase 1
Exons: 6
Coding region: 249-830 (193 amino acids)
Source: RefSeq, a predicted model, not a curated record